GGAAUGAAUUGGUGACCAAUAAUUUCCCACAAAUCUCCGCGUUCGAGAGAAGAAGAGGAACCCAGAAAGAAAAAAUGCUAUUCACUGCGUAUUAUUGACCAUGACAGGAUGAAGAAGAAACCUCGAAAUCAUCACUCCACAAGUACCAAAGGUCGAAGCUAUUUCGUUAAUAACGACAACAAGAACAACAGGAAAGGCGUUCUCGAGCUGUCGUUGCCUUUGGUUUUCUCAUUUUGGUGUCUGGUUUUCCUGUUCCAUUCCAAACUCGGCCUUACCCAUGGAAAUGGAGGGAACUUGCAAGUUGAAAAUAGAAGCAUGACUAACUCCAGUGCUCGUGAUGAUAAGCUUUAUGACUCUGCAUAUUCUCUUGUCGAAAAUGAAAACAACAGUUAUGUAAAUCGGGUUCUGCUAGAGUUUAAUGCAUCAAUAACUAGUAAUGACUCUCAUGUUCUUGAUCAUCACCCUUCGACUCCUGAGCACUCGCUCCGGGGAACAAGUGAAUGGGAGGAAGCAGUGAAGAGCUUUCUAGGCUACCCGGUGUUAGUUUGUGGAAUGCAACAUCAAGAGCAACAAAAGCAAAAGACAUUACACCAGAUAGGGAAAACCCAUUCGCCUUAUCUUAAUCUAGAUGAGUUUCGUAAUAUUACGAGGCAAGAGAAAGGUGGGAUUGCAUCAAAUCGGCUUGCUAACAUCACCCACCGGCUUGAGCCUGAUGGAACAUCAUAUAAUUAUGCUUCAGCAACUAAGGGUGCAAAGGUGGUGACUCACAAUAAGGAAGCAAAAGGCGCUAGCAACAUACUGGGGAAGGAUCAUGAUAAAUAUCUGAGAAACCCGUGCUCCGUUGGGGGAAAAUUUGUUAUCAUUGAGCUAGCAGAGGAAACUCUUGUCGACACAGUCAAAAUUGCGAAUUUCGAACAUUAUUCUUCGAACUUCAAGGAAUUUGAGUUGUACGGGAGUUUGGUUUAUCCCACUGAGACAUGGUCCCCAAUAGGAAAAUUUGUUGCUGCAAAUGCAAAGAAUGCUCAAAGCUUUAAGCUUCCCGAACCCAAAUGGGUAAGGUACUUAAAGUUGAAUUUAUUAAGUCAUUACGGGUCAGAGUUUUAUUGCACAAUGAGUGUUGUGGAGGUAUAUGGCGUUGAUGCAAUUGAGCGGAUGCUUGAAGAUCUCAUAGUGGCUUCUGAGUUAUCUGCAACUGUUAAAUUACCUGACCCUAAUUCAACUGUGUUGCCUUCUUCAAUACCAGAAUCAGAAAUAAGUGAGCAGAAAAUAGAUGGUGAAGUUCAAAAGGCAGUUCAUACUUCCAGUCAAGGGAUCGAAGGCAUCGACAAACCACAGAAGCCUAACUUGCACCUCAAGAGUCCUGUCACUAGCAACAUUCCAGAUCCUGUAAUGGAAAUUAGACAACAGCCAAAUGGAAGAAUUCACGGUGAUGCUGCACUAAAGAUCUUAAUGCAGAAAGUGAGGUCACUUGAGAUAAACUUAUCAGUCCUGGAGGAAUACAUCAAGGAACUGAACCGAAGACAAGGGGACGUAGUGCCCGAACUUGAGAAAGAGCUAUCUAGAUAUUCGAUGCUUUUAGAGAAGAGUAGAUCAGAUAUUAAUGAACUCCUGGAAUGGAAGAAGAUUAUGGACAAAGGAGUUACUGACCUUGAGGUGUGGAAAGCUGUUGUCUCAUCGCGAAUGGAUGAAGUAGUUAGAGAAAAUGGGAUGCUGAGAUUAGAUGUUGAAAAGGUCGUAAGCGAUCAGGCAAGUCUGGAAAAGAAAGAGAUAGCUGUUCUGGCAGCGAGCUUUUGCUUUGCAUUUCUUGCAAUUGUCAGAUUAGUUUCAGAGCGAGUCUUGAUGUCUUCUGGAGCCCCGGUAUCUGGUAAUCUACGCAAGCCAAGUAGAGGUUGGAUUUUGAUACUUGUUAGCAGCAGUAUGACCAUAUUCAUUACCUUGCUCUAGCUAGUCUUCUCUCCUCAGCUUUUGAGAUCUGGAUGCUUUUUAGCCUUUUCCUGUAGCAGUUACGGCUUCUUUAGUAUAGGAAUUGGAGCACCUAACAUCUGCCCAUUAAGGGUUAGACUUAGUUUUGUUUCCUGUAGAAAAUAAAAAUUCCUUAGCUCAUUGUACCACUCUGAAACUUGGUAAUGCUGUUGUAUUAUAUAGUUGAAGUUUCGGACUUCAAAA
Messenger RNA from Rhododendron vialii, 2166 nucleotides. RefSeq names its product SUN domain-containing protein 5. Lineage: Eukaryota; Viridiplantae; Streptophyta; Magnoliopsida; Ericales; Ericaceae. Gene Ontology annotation, biological process: protein folding in endoplasmic reticulum. The transcript is spliced from 4 exons. Bases 109 to 1944 code for a protein of 611 amino acids. Gene Ontology annotation, cellular component: cytoplasm; membrane. The record is from RefSeq and is a predicted model, not a curated record.